This is a messenger RNA of Choloepus didactylus (southern two-toed sloth), 1688 nucleotides long. RefSeq names its product mitochondrial trans-2-enoyl-CoA reductase (gene MECR). The transcript is spliced from 11 exons. Gene Ontology annotation, biological process: fatty acid metabolic process. Gene Ontology annotation, cellular component: mitochondrion. NCBI's taxonomy places the organism in Eukaryota, Metazoa, Chordata, Mammalia, Pilosa, Megalonychidae. Bases 39 to 1139 code for a protein of 366 amino acids. Gene Ontology annotation, molecular function: trans-2-enoyl-CoA reductase (NADPH) activity. The record is from RefSeq and is a predicted model, not a curated record.
UUUCCCGGGCGCCCGGCUCUGUUUUACCGGAAAGGAGCAUGUGGGUGUGCAGCACACAGUACUGGGCUAGAGCCCAGGCUCGGCCACUGCGGUUGGUUCUACCCGGUUCGGGCCGCCAUGGGCCGACCGCCUCCUCCUACUCCGCAUCCACCCAGCCCUCCCGGGUCCAGGCCUUGGUCUAUGCGCACCACGGAGAUCCAGCCAAGGUCGUCGAACUGAAGAAUCUGGAGCUGGCUGCUGUGGGUGGAUCAGACGUCCACGUGAAGAUGCUGGCGGCCCCUAUCAAUCCAUCUGACAUAAAUAUGAUCCAAGGAAAUUACGGCCUCCUUCCCCCACUGCCUGCUGUUGGAGGGAACGAAGGAGUUGGACAGGUGGUGGCAGUGGGCAGCACUGUGACCAGGGUGAAGCCAGGAGACUGGGUGAUUCCAGCAAAUGCCGGCUUGGGAACCUGGCGGACUGAGGCGGUGUUCAGUGAGGAAGCACUGAUGGGAAUUUCGAGUGACAUCCCUCUUCAGAGUGCUGCCACCCUGGGUGUCAACCCCUGCACGGCCUACCGGAUGUUGAUGGACUUUGAGCAGCUGCGGCCAGGAGACUCUGUCAUCCAGAAUGCAUCCAACAGUGGAGUGGGGCAAGCAGUCAUCCAGAUCGCCGCAGCCCUGGGCCUGAGGACCAUCAAUGUGGUCCGAGACAGACCUGACAUCCAGAAGCUAAGCAACAGACUGAAGAAUCUGGGGGCUGAGCAUGUCAUCACAGAGGAGGAACUUAGGAAGCCUGAGAUGAAAAGCUUCUGGAAGGACAUGCCUCAGCCCCGGCUUGCUCUCAACUGUGUUGGCGGGAAAAGCUCCACAGAACUGCUGCGGCACUUAGCGCCUAGAGGAACCAUGGUGACCUAUGGGGGAAUGGCCAAACAGCCCAUCAUAGCCUCUGUGAGCCAGCUCAUCUUUAAGGAUAUCAAACUUCGGGGCUUUUGGUUGUCCCAGUGGAAGAAGGACCACAGUCCAGUUGGUGUGCCAGGCACACCACCUCCCUCCCUGUGUGCCUCUUCUGGCUUCCUGCCUCACAGGAAUCCUACCUCCCGCCAUUCAGGACUCCUGGUUCCACCUCAGUCAGGGAACUAUAAAGAAGAGAAGAGAAACUAGAUGAAUUGACUUACCAAUGAUACUUUGAGGUGGCAACAGAGACCUCUGCCCUUGUGAGAAAAACAAGUCAAGGCUGGCGACAGAGAAUCCACUGACAUUCAGCAGAUGGCCCAGAUUUUGUGCAAACAUCCUGCUCUGGGGGCUUGCUGAUUAACCAACCAUUUGCCCAAAUGUCCUGCUCCUGGGGCUUGCUGAUAACUGGCCAUUUGCCCAAAGACAUUCCACCCCAAAUGACUCAUACCUACCCCUCACCCAUCCUCUCCUCUGAGCUGCCAUAUAAGCUGUCUCCAAAACUGCAACUCCCUGAGCAGCCCUCCAUUCUGAGACUGCUCCACCUGCAUGUUGCUUUUGCUCAGUAAAACCCUUUCGUUGCCUUUGCAGCAGAUCCCUUGGUUAUUUCAUUUGUCGACAGUCCUAAAUAUGUUUAAAGAGCUAAAGGAAAACAUGGAUGAAGAACUAAAGGAAAUCAGAUCAGGAAAACAGUAGAUGACCACAAAGAGAAUAUCAAUAUAGAGAUGGAAAUUAUGAAAAGGAACCAAACAGAAUGAA